Molecule: messenger RNA, 1299 nt
Organism: Encephalitozoon hellem ATCC 50504
Lineage: Eukaryota; Fungi; Microsporidia; Unikaryonidae
Exons: 1
Coding region: 1-1299 (432 amino acids)
Biological process (GO): maturation of SSU-rRNA from tricistronic rRNA transcript (SSU-rRNA, 5.8S rRNA, LSU-rRNA)
Cellular component (GO): nucleolus; small-subunit processome; 90S preribosome
Molecular function (GO): protein binding
Source: RefSeq, a predicted model, not a curated record
AUGUCAAAAAGGAUAAUAGAAGAAAAAAUAAAGAGCAGGAGAAAGAUAGUGGAGAGAGCCCACAAGGAUGUAGCAAGCUAUGAUAUAUUGAGAACAGAGUCUUGUGGUUACAUAGAAACCGAUCCUGAUGAAAAGACAUACGACUUAACGCAAAGUAAGAUACGAAGGCAUGUUAGCAUCAAAGCAUGCGAGCAGGCAUAUGAUCUAAAGCUAGAUAAUGGGCCGAUAUAUGCCAAGUAUUCGAGGAAUGGGAUGCAUAUGCUUCUUCGGAAUGAUAGGGGGUACUUGGCGUCAUUCAAUGCUAAGUCUAUGGAUUUACAUUUUGAAAUUGACGUUAAUGACAAGAUUUAUGAUGCAACAUAUCUCCAUAACGAGCGGUUUAUUGCAGUGGCCCAGAAGAACAAUAUUUUUAUAUAUGACGGGUGUGGAGUAGAAAUACACUGCGUCAGAGAUAACAAAGAUGUGUUCAAGAUGGAGUACUUACCAUAUCAUUAUCUUUUAGCAAGUGUUUCGCGCAAGGGUUUCCUAAGGUAUCAGGAUGUAUCGACCGGAAAGAUCGUUAGCCAAAUUUUAAUGAAGAGCCAAGAGAUUGCUUCCAUAAAGCAAAAUCCUAUGAAUGCCAUUAUACACACUGGCAGCAACAAGGGUGUUGUCAGCCUAUGGUCGCCAAGCUCUGAAGAAUAUUUGAUGAAGAUACUAUGCCAUAAAAGUGCUAUUUCAAGCAUUGAGAUUGAGAGGGAUGGGAGAUCCAUGAUUACAGUGGGCAUGGACAAUAGAAUCAAUAUAUGGGACCUAAGGAACACAUAUACGCAGCUUAAUACUCUAAAGGCAAAGCCUGGAUUAACAGCAACUUCUCUGAGUCAGAAAAGCAUGUUGGCAUUGUCGUAUGGUGACAAUGUUCACAUAUGGAAGGACUUUAUCAACUCUUCUGGGGAGGUGUUAUAUAUUAAGCAUAAGACAGGAUCGCCUGUAUCGAGCGUCGACUUCUGUAACCACGAGGACAUACUGUGCAUCGGACAUGCAAAUGGAAUAUCAAACAUCAUCGUUCCAGGAUGCGGAGACCCCGUAUAUGACUCCUAUGAGGACUCUCCAUUUAUUUCUAAGAAGGCGAGGCGUGAGAAAGAGGUUAAAAUGCUAAUGGAAAAGAUACCUUACGAGUUGAUAUCCAUAGAGUCUAAGGUUGGGAGUAUCUAUAAAGAACCUAAAGUAGACAAGCCUAAAGAGGAGUUUCCGAGAUACUUUGAGGCCGAGCCUGUCAGAAGAGGAGCCUUGAGUAGAUUUUACAACAGAGAUGGAUAA